UUAUUCAUUGCUCUUUGUCUGUUUGGAGCAGUCGGUCCUGUGGUAGUUGCUUUACCGGUGUAAAGAUGAUGUGGUUUCUGUUGUUUCUGGAAUGGUUUGUGGACUGGGCUCGUGGUACCUACUGGUACCUGUUUGGUAAGAGAAGUCCUCUGUGCAGGGAGACCUUCAGUCCUCCAGCCCAGGAGAACUACAGCCAGGAGGCCAGAGACAAGGUGCUGGCGCAAGAGUUCAGCCAGAGCAAAGUACCUUCAAACCUGGAUGUGGUCGUGAUUGGCAGUGGUGUUGGUGGGCUGACUGUUGCUGCUGUGCUGGUGAAACUUGGGAAGAAGGUUCUUGUUCUUGAUCAACAUGAAAGGGCUGGAGGCUUUUGCCAGUCCUUUACUGAAAAAGGUUUCCAGUUUGAUAUGGCGUUUCACUACAUUGGCCAGCUCCAUGAGAAUGGUCUCCUGAAAAUUGCUGUUGAUCAGAUUACUGAUGGUCAGCUCCAGUUUGCUGAGCUUGACCCUCACACAGAUACUGUGGUUAUUGAAAAGGCAGAUGGCUGCAAGGAAUACACCAUUUAUACAGGAAAAAGACAAAUGGAGGCUCAUCUUAAGAAGCAGUUCCCCAGUGAGACUCGGGCUAUUGAGGAGUUCUUCAAAAUCAUGAAGGUUUGCUCCAAGAAGAUCCAUCUGCUGUGUGAUCUGAAGUUGGUACCCCUCUGGUUUGCUCGCUUCAUUCUGUGCAGUGGCAUUGCUGACUGGAUUUCUCCAGUCUUCAAGUACUCACGCACCAGCACCACAGAAAUGAUCAGCUCCCUCACCAACAACAAGGAUCUGUUAACUGUUCUUUCUCACUACCUUCAUGGUGUUCCACCCAAUAAUGCAAGCUGCAUGAUCAAUGCAUUGCUGUUCCAUCACUACAAGCGUGGUGCAUACUACCCAAAAGGAGGAGCUGGGGAAAUCCCUUACCGCAUCAUUCAGACCAUUGAAAAGCAUGGAGGAAAAGUGCUGGUCAAAGCUCCAGUCUCUCAGAUUCUGGUAAAUGAUGCUGGUGUUGCAUAUGGUGUGACCGUGAAGAAAGGCGGUGAGCAGAUUAGCAUUAAAGCUCCUGUUGUCAUUUCCAGCACUAGUGUGUUCACCACCUUUCAGACUCUCUUGCCCCCUGAGAUCAUAACCAAGCCAGAGAUGAAGAAUUGCCUGCAUGGUUUAAAACUCAGCAAGGCAUCCUUCCAGGUGUUUGCAGGCUUUGAUGCCACUCAAGAGGAACUUGGCAUUACAUCUACAAACAUGUGGCUCUUCAAGAGCAAUGAUCUGGAUGACCUGUUGGAGGUGUACUACCACUUGAAUAAAGAGGAGGCACCUGAGAAGAUCCCUAUGAUGUUUAUAUCUUUCCCUUCUGCUAAAGACCCCAGCUGGAAGCAACGUUUCCCAGGCAAGUCAUGCAUGGUGAUCCAUACCUUGGUGAAGUACGAGUGGUUUGAACAAUGGAAGGACCUUCCUGUGGGGCAGGAUCAGUAUGAACAUUACAAGAUGAGAUUCACCAACCAGCUCUUUGACUGGUCGUGUGUCCGCUUCCCUAAGCUGAAGGCAAAGUUGUCAGUGCUGCAUGCAGUUGGACCAAUCAAUGCCCACGGAAUGGGAGCCCCAGCAGGAUCAAUUCUGUCAGCCGAGCACAAUCUGGACCGCUACAAACCUUUGAACAUUGCCAAGAUCAGGUGCUCUACACCCAUUAAGAACCUCUACCUUUCAGGUCAAGAUGUGUUCAGCACUGGUUAUUCUGGAGCGUUACAUGGUGGACUCCUCUGUGCCUCCACUGUUUUGGGACAAGUGGUGUACACUGACCUUCUUCUACUUCAGAAGAGACUGAAGCAGAAAGCAGCUAAGAAACUAGACUAAAAUGCACUUUUCUAAUGAAGUAAAGCUCAUUAAAUACGGUUGUGAAGCUAAUAAAUAUGCUCUUGAACUGA
Astyanax mexicanus (Mexican tetra) is the source of this 1948-nucleotide messenger RNA. It is a transcript of the gene retsatl, whose product is annotated as retinol saturase (all-trans-retinol 13,14-reductase) like. The record is from RefSeq and is a predicted model, not a curated record. The transcript is spliced from 11 exons. Gene Ontology annotation, molecular function: oxidoreductase activity. Bases 66 to 1877 code for a protein of 603 amino acids. Lineage: Eukaryota; Metazoa; Chordata; Actinopteri; Characiformes; Acestrorhamphidae.